Molecule: messenger RNA, 5271 nt
Organism: Sus scrofa (pig)
Lineage: Eukaryota; Metazoa; Chordata; Mammalia; Artiodactyla; Suidae
Gene: COL2A1
Product: collagen type II alpha 1 chain
Biological process (GO): extracellular matrix organization
Molecular function (GO): protein binding; extracellular matrix structural constituent conferring tensile strength
Source: RefSeq, a predicted model, not a curated record
CACUCGGCACACUAGGGGUAGGGGGCGGGCGGCAGGGCUAGCGGAGAAGGGGGGUCCAGCCCGGGCAGGUGCGGGCUCUGGCUGGGCCCGGGCGGGUUCCAGGGGCGGGGUCUCAGGUUACAACCCCGCGGGGGGCCUGGGGCGGCCCGCGGUUUGGGCGAGUUCGCCAGCCUCGAGAGGGGCCGGGCGCAUAUAACGGCGCCGCGGCGGAGAGAAGACGCAGAGCGCUGCUGGGCUGCCGGGUCUCCUGCCUCCUCCUCCUGCUCCACGGGCUUCCUGCAUGAGGGCGCGGUAGAGACCCGGACCCACGCCGUGCUCCUGCCGCCUCGCUGCGCUCCGCCCGGGCCCGGCUCCGCCAGGCCCCGCGGUGAGCCAUGAUCCGCCUCGGGGCUCCCCAGACGCUGGUGCUGCUGACGCUGCUCGUCGCCGCUGUCCUUCGGUGUCACGGCCAGGAUGUCCAGAAGGCUGGCAGCUGCGUGCAGGAUGGGCAGAGGUAUAAUGAUAAGGAUGUGUGGAAGCCCGAGCCCUGCCGGAUCUGUGUCUGUGACACUGGGACUGUCCUCUGCGACGACAUAAUCUGUGAAGACCUGAAAGACUGCCUCAGCCCCGAGACCCCCUUCGGAGAGUGCUGCCCCAUCUGCUCCACCGACCUCGCCACUGCCAGUGGGCAACUGGGACCAAAGGGACAGAAAGGAGAACCUGGAGACAUCAAAGAUAUUGUAGGACCCAAAGGACCUCCUGGGCCUCAGGGACCUGCAGGUGAACAAGGACCCAGAGGUGAUCGUGGUGACAAAGGUGAAAAAGGUGCUCCUGGACCUCGUGGCAGAGAUGGAGAGCCUGGGACCCCUGGAAAUCCUGGGCCCCCUGGUCCUCCUGGUCCCCCUGGUCCCCCUGGCCUUGGUGGAAACUUCGCUGCCCAGAUGGCUGGAGGAUUCGAUGAGAAGGCUGGUGGCGCCCAGAUGGGAGUCAUGCAGGGACCAAUGGGCCCCAUGGGACCUCGGGGACCUCCAGGCCCUGCUGGUGCUCCCGGACCUCAAGGAUUUCAAGGCAACCCUGGAGAGCCUGGAGAGCCUGGCGUGUCGGGUCCCAUGGGUCCCCGAGGUCCUCCUGGCCCCCCUGGAAAACCUGGUGAUGAUGGUGAAGCUGGAAAGCCUGGAAAAUCUGGCGAGAGAGGCCCUCCUGGCCCUCAGGGUGCUCGCGGCUUCCCAGGAACCCCAGGCCUUCCUGGUGUCAAAGGUCACAGAGGUUACCCAGGUCUAGAUGGUGCUAAGGGAGAAGCUGGUGCUCCAGGCGUGAAGGGUGAGAGUGGUUCCCCAGGAGAGAAUGGUUCUCCAGGCCCAAUGGGUCCCCGCGGCCUGCCUGGUGAGAGAGGACGGACUGGCCCUGCUGGCGCUGCGGGUGCCCGGGGCAACGACGGUCAACCAGGCCCUGCAGGGCCUCCGGGUCCCGUGGGUCCUGCUGGCGGUCCUGGCUUCCCUGGUGCUCCCGGUGCCAAGGGUGAAGCUGGCCCCACUGGUGCUCGAGGUCCUGAAGGCGCCCAAGGUCCUCGAGGUGAACCUGGAAAUCCUGGGUCCCCUGGGCCAGCUGGUGCCUCUGGUAACCCUGGAACUGAUGGAAUUCCUGGAGCUAAAGGAUCUGCUGGUGCUCCUGGCAUUGCUGGUGCUCCUGGCUUCCCCGGGCCCCGUGGUCCACCCGGCCCUCAAGGUGCAACUGGUCCUCUGGGCCCGAAAGGUCAAACGGGUGAGCCUGGAAUUGCUGGCUUCAAAGGCGAACAAGGCCCCAAGGGAGAACCGGGCCCUGCUGGUCCCCAAGGAGCCCCCGGUCCUGCUGGUGAAGAAGGCAAAAGAGGUGCCCGUGGAGAGCCUGGUGGUGCUGGGCCUGCCGGUCCCCCUGGAGAAAGAGGUGCUCCUGGCAACCGUGGUUUCCCUGGUCAAGAUGGUCUAGCAGGUCCCAAGGGAGCCCCUGGAGAGCGAGGUCCCAGUGGCCUUGCUGGUCCCAAGGGAGCCAACGGUGACCCUGGCCGUCCCGGAGAGCCUGGCCUUCCUGGAGCCCGGGGUCUCACGGGUCGCCCUGGUGAUGCUGGUCCUCAAGGCAAAGUUGGUCCUUCCGGAGCUCCUGGUGAAGAUGGUCGCCCUGGACCUCCAGGUCCCCAAGGGGCUCGUGGGCAGCCUGGUGUCAUGGGUUUCCCUGGCCCCAAAGGUGCCAAUGGUGAGCCUGGCAAAGCUGGUGAGAAGGGACUGCCUGGUGCUCCUGGCCUGAGAGGUCUUCCUGGCAAAGAUGGCGAGACAGGUGCUGCAGGUCCUCCUGGACCCGCCGGACCUGCUGGUGAACGAGGCGAGCAGGGUGCUCCUGGGCCAUCUGGCUUCCAGGGACUUCCUGGCCCUCCCGGUGCCCCAGGUGAAGGUGGGAAACCAGGUGAUCAGGGCGUUCCUGGUGAAGCUGGAGCUCCUGUCGUGGGUCCCAGGGGUGAACGAGGUUUCCCAGGGGAGCGUGGCUCUCCCGGAUCCCAGGGUCUCCAGGGGCCCCGCGGCCUCCCCGGAACUCCUGGCACGGAUGGUCCCAAAGGCGCAUCUGGCCCAGCUGGCCCCCCUGGGGCUCAGGGCCCUCCAGGUCUGCAGGGGAUGCCCGGUGAGAGGGGAGCUGCUGGUAUUGCCGGGCCCAAGGGAGACCGGGGCGAUGUUGGUGAGAAAGGCCCCGAGGGAGCCCCCGGGAAAGACGGCGGAAGAGGUCUGACUGGCCCCAUCGGCCCCCCUGGCCCAGCGGGUGCUAACGGUGAGAAGGGAGAAGUUGGACCUCCUGGUCCUGCAGGAACUGCUGGUGCUCGUGGCGCCCCGGGUGAACGUGGAGAGACUGGACCCCCCGGACCUGCUGGAUUCGCUGGUCCUCCCGGUGCUGACGGCCAGCCCGGUGCCAAAGGCGAGCAAGGAGAGGCCGGCCAGAAAGGUGACGCUGGUGCCCCAGGUCCUCAGGGGCCCUCUGGAGCUCCUGGGCCUCAGGGUCCCACUGGUGUGACUGGUCCUAAAGGAGCCCGAGGUGCUCAAGGCCCCCCGGGAGCCACCGGAUUCCCCGGAGCUGCUGGCCGCGUCGGACCCCCAGGCUCCAAUGGCAACCCUGGACCCCCUGGUCCCCCUGGUCCUUCUGGAAAAGAUGGUCCCAAAGGCGCUCGAGGAGACAGUGGCCCCCCUGGCCGAGCUGGUGACCCUGGCCUCCAAGGUCCUGCUGGACCCCCUGGCGAGAAGGGAGAGCCUGGAGAGGAUGGUCCCUCUGGUCCUGAUGGUCCUCCAGGUCCCCAGGGUCUGGCUGGUCAACGGGGCAUCGUCGGUCUGCCUGGACAGCGUGGUGAGCGAGGAUUCCCCGGCCUGCCUGGCCCAUCGGGCGAGCCUGGCAAGCAGGGAGCUCCCGGAGCAUCUGGAGACCGAGGUCCCCCUGGUCCUGUCGGUCCUCCCGGCCUGACUGGUCCUUCUGGUGAACCUGGACGUGAGGGAAGCCCCGGUGCUGAUGGCCCCCCUGGCAGAGAUGGUGCAGCUGGAGUCAAGGGUGAUCGUGGUGAGACUGGUGCUGCGGGCGCUCCUGGAGCCCCUGGGCCCCCUGGCUCUCCUGGCCCCGCCGGCCCCACUGGCAAGCAGGGAGACCGAGGAGAAGCUGGAGCACAAGGCCCCAUGGGACCUGCAGGACCAGCUGGAGCCCGAGGAAUGCCAGGCCCUCAAGGCCCCCGAGGUGACAAAGGAGAAGCUGGAGAGGCUGGCGAGAGGGGACUGAAGGGACACCGUGGCUUCACUGGUCUGCAGGGUCUGCCCGGCCCCCCUGGUCCUUCUGGAGACCAAGGUGCUUCUGGUCCUGCUGGUCCUUCUGGCCCUAGAGGUCCUCCUGGCCCCGUCGGUCCUUCAGGCAAAGAUGGUGCUAAUGGAAUCCCUGGCCCCAUUGGACCUCCUGGUCCCCGUGGACGUUCUGGUGAAACUGGCCCCGCUGGUCCUCCUGGAACUCCUGGCCCCCCUGGCCCCCCAGGUCCCCCGGGUCCUGGCAUCGACAUGUCCGCCUUUGCUGGCCUAGGCCAGAGAGAGAAGGGUCCCGACCCCCUGCAGUACAUGCGGGCCGACGAGGCGGCCGGCAACCUGAGGCAGCACGAUGCUGAGGUGGAUGCCACGCUCAAGUCCCUCAACAACCAGAUUGAGAGCAUCCGCAGUCCCGAGGGCUCCCGCAAGAACCCUGCUCGCACCUGCCGGGACCUGAAACUCUGCCACCCCGAGUGGAAGAGCGGAGACUACUGGAUCGACCCCAACCAGGGAUGCACUUUGGACGCCAUGAAGGUUUUCUGCAACAUGGAGACUGGUGAGACCUGCGUCUACCCCAGCCCAGCCAGCGUUCCCAAGAAGAACUGGUGGAGCAGCAAGAGCAAGGACAAGAAACACAUCUGGUUUGGAGAAACCAUCAAUGGCGGCUUCCAUUUCAGCUAUGGAGAUGACAACCUGGCUCCUAACACUGCCAACGUCCAGAUGACCUUCCUGCGCCUGCUGUCCACUGAGGGCUCCCAGAACAUCACCUACCACUGCAAGAACAGCAUUGCCUACCUGGACGAAGCUGCUGGCAACCUCAAGAAAGCCCUGCUCAUCCAGGGCUCCAACGACGUGGAGAUCCGGGCUGAGGGCAACAGCAGGUUCACGUAUACUGUUCUGAAGGAUGGCUGCACGAAACACACCGGUAAGUGGGGCCAGACUAUGAUUGAGUACCGGUCACAGAAGACCUCUCGCCUCCCCAUCAUUGACAUCGCGCCUAUGGACAUAGGAGGGCCCGAGCAGGAAUUCGGUGUGGACAUAGGGCCUGUCUGCUUCUUGUAAAAACCUGAACCCAGAAACAACACAAUCCAUUGCAAACCCAAAGGACCCAAGUACUUUCCAAUCUCAGUCACUCUAGGACUCUGCACUGAAUGGCUGACCUGACCUGAUGUCCAUUCAUCCCACCUUCUCACAGUUUGGACUUUUCUCCCCUCUCUAAGAGACCUGAACUGGGCAGACUGCAAAAUAAAAUCUCGGUGUUCUAUUUAUUUAUUGUCUUCCUGUAAGACCUUUGGGUCGAGGCAGAGGCAGGAAACUAACUGGUGUGAGUCAAACGCCCCCUGAGUGACUGCCCCCCAGCCCAAGCAAGAGGACCCCCUUCAGGUGCCGGGCGCAGGAACUGUAUGUGCCCUACACAAUGGUGCUAUUCUGUGUCAAACACCUCUGUAUUUUUUAAAACGUCAAUUGAUAUUAAAAACAAAAAAAUUAUUGGAAAGUA